AUGAAGACACCCGACAUACCAGCCUACCGCCAUAUGGAAGCCUACUUCGGACCAAGUGACCAGCCCAAGUUUCGAGGUCGCCGACAACUCUACCUGACGAUUACCGACUCCGAAGACCCGCUGAUCUUUAUCUUUUGCGCUGCCACGCGCAAGACCGGAAGGAGUGGAAGAGACUCAUUCAGUCCCUCCUAG
Plasmopara halstedii is the source of this 192-nucleotide messenger RNA. RefSeq lists its product as uncharacterized. The record is from RefSeq and is a predicted model, not a curated record. Bases 1 to 192 code for a protein of 63 amino acids. The transcript is spliced from 2 exons. Lineage: Eukaryota; Oomycota; Peronosporomycetes; Peronosporales; Peronosporaceae.